UUCAGCUUCUCGCGCUUGUUGUCAUUGCAGCUGCGGCUAUUCGGGGGCGCCCGUGGUUAGUAACCAACGACGAGGCCGUUCCUGCCUGCCUGCCUGCCUGCUUUGCAACCGAGGUCUCGGCGCCUUAGCUCUCCUCGAGCGCCCAGCCUCGCUUCGUUAUGUCCGGUCGAGGUAAAUCCGGAGGUAAAGCCCGAGCCAAAGCCAAGUCUCGCUCCUCUCGAGCCGGCCUCCAGUUCCCCGUCGGGCGAGUGCAUCGGCUGCUGCGGAAGGGCAACUACGCGGAGCGUGUGGGUGCCGGAGCGCCUGUUUAUUUAGCGGCCGUGCUCGAGUAUCUCUCGGCGGAGAUCCUGGAACUGGCCGGCAACGCUGCGCGGGACAACAAAAAGACCAGGAUCAUCCCCCGGCACUUGCAGCUGGCCAUUCGCAACGACGAGGAGCUCAACAAGCUGCUGGGCGGGGUGACGAUCGCCCAGGGUGGGGUUCUGCCCAACAUCCAGGCCGUGCUGCUACCCAAGAAGACCCAGAGCUCCAAGAAAUGAAGCCGGUUGCCUGGCUAAAGGAAAGCGCUCGCCCGUUUCAUUUCCUUGCGCCCCACCCACAGGAUCUGGUGCAGCGGCCACCGGGCAUUUUCCCCUUCCUUCCUUCCGCGUCACUUGGUGCAGCUCAGUACCGGGCAGAUGAUUUCUUUACCGCAUCGUCUGUCCCGGUGCAGCCGGCGCUGAGCUGUCUCCGCUCGCCCUUUUCUUGCUAAUCUGAUCCUGGCCCUCUUUGCCUUCCUCCCUCCCUCUCUCCCCGCCCCACGUCUCGGUGCUGCUGGUGCUACGACCGCUAGUAUCCUCGUGCGCUUCCUCUCCCAGGUCCAGCGCUCAGUCUCCUCUGCUCCUUUUCAAUCCCGGAGACUUGAACGUGGGAAAGAGCGGUCGUCGUUUUUUCGUGUCCCCGAAAAGGGCACGUGCUUCGGGCCUGGCUGCCAUCUAGCGCUCUGCAAAUAGAUUUUUUUUCCCCUCCGCCCCUUUUCUCUGGGACGAUUGAGCCUAACAUCCCAGUGGUUUCCACCCCUUUAUUUUGCUCCCUUAAAUCGCUUUGAUUCUUCUGGAGAAGAGGAGUAGGGGGGGGGGCAGAAUGAUUAGGGAUUUUUUUGACACUACAGUGGUCUUCGAUCCUUGGAAAACUGUGGGGGGGGAAAGGGAGUCAUGAAGAUGGGAAAGUCAUGAAAGCAGCACAGGCCAACAUUGGGAAGGCAAGGAACUGCUUAGAUGGUAGGCCUCACUAUGUGACAAUGCUGAUUUUAUAUCUCCUCUGAGAGUAUACAGAAGAAAGGAAGGAUUGGCCAUUGCAUUGCACCAACACUCAACCUAAUCUCUUAAAACUCUGCGGGUCCUAGUGAUGGUGAUGGAUCGAUCUCUCUAAUGUUGUUGCACAUCCCCAUUAAAUGUGAUCAUGUAUUUAUGAAUUGAAAAUGUGGGAGGGAAGGAAGCGGUCCGGAACUUCUAAAUGUGAAAAUAACUUUUUUUUCUGAGAAAGGAAUAGCUUCACAUGUUAAUGUUUCCCUUGUGUUUGCUUUAUGAUGAACUAUUGUGUAGUUGUACCAGCACUCCAUUCCUGUUUCUUUGUUGAGUUUUGGUUUCUGUGUUGCAACAAAAUCUUUAUGAGUAAAUAAUCUUGACUGAGAGGCAAAGAUUUUCUAUGAAUUCCUAGGAUAUGUACACAUCUUUUCUUUAUUCCCAUCAAGCAGCUCUUAUAACACCUAAUAUGUUCCAGAGGCAAAAGUGGAAUAGGAGUGCCACCCCAUAGGGAAGAUUUUUCUCUUUCAAAUAAGAGAGGAAAGAAUGGGAAAGGAGUUGCUGUUUGUCUCUAAAUUUGAUGUGAUAUAUUCAGAUCUGAAUGUGCUUAACAGUUCCAGCUUCCAGUUUAUCUGGAAACUCAUCCUAAGCAAGAAUCUUUGCAUUUAGGUCUAUUUUUGUCCAUUUGAUGUCACUGCAACUAAAAUGAAAGUAUUUCAGUGUGACUGCUUUUGUGGUUUUCAAUGAUAUAUGUUUAUUGUUUUCUUGAAACAGGAAGCAGUUUUGUUGUGUUUCCUCCUUCCAUUAUCAAUUCUCUUGUAAUGUCACCUGUAAUGAUUGAACUCUAGUAUUUGUAUCCUAGUUUGCACUUUAUUCUAUACACAGUGGUUUUUUUGGGGUUUGGAAUUUUGCUUCUAAUGCUUAAAAUAGAGUGCAAGUAUGGCAUCCAUCUAACUGUAAUCCUCAGUAGCUUAAUGUUUGGAGGUUGGGUUUUUAGGAAAAAUAAUAAUUUAUACAAAAGUAAAAUAUCUAGUUAGUGUUGGUGGUUUGCUAAAUAGGUGUUUGGAUAACGUAUGAGCAUGGAGGUUGGCCUAGCCUGUCCUGUAAUGCCUAGUAGCUGUGGUACAGAGCCAAAACUUGCUUGCUUAGAUGAAAAGUUUAUAGAGCCAUGUGCAUGCAGCAGUCUAGGAUAUUGAGCAAGUAGAAUCUGUAAUCAUGUAUAUGGUCAGCUGUGUAUGUGCAAUUAAGUAGCAUGUGUUCGAAUCAUCAUGUGGGAUGUAAAUCUGUGGAUGAACUAUUGUCUUGCUCUGGAUUCAACUAAGGAUAUCUAGACCAGUGGAGGCUGAGAUGCUUUAAUAACAGAAUAAGGAAUAUGGUUUGUGCAGUCAGUUGCUGGUGACUAUACAGUCUCAUUAGUGAUACUUAAAAAAACAACCUUUAGCCAUCUAUGUCUGUCUUGCCUGUUACAUUACAGACCCAGGGGGGAAAAAGACCUCUUGGAUUUAAAUAGCUAUCUCAUUUUUUCUGGCACAGGGCCAG
Messenger RNA from Thamnophis sirtalis, 2822 nucleotides. Its product is annotated as histone H2A type 2-B-like. The record is from RefSeq and is a predicted model, not a curated record. Gene Ontology annotation, cellular component: nucleosome. NCBI's taxonomy places the organism in Eukaryota, Metazoa, Chordata, Lepidosauria, Squamata, Natricidae. Gene Ontology annotation, molecular function: protein heterodimerization activity; structural constituent of chromatin; DNA binding.